This is a messenger RNA of Diutina rugosa, 1560 nucleotides long. RefSeq lists its product as uncharacterized. The record is from RefSeq and is a predicted model, not a curated record. The coding region runs from base 1 to 1560 and encodes 519 amino acids. The transcript has a single exon. NCBI's taxonomy places the organism in Eukaryota, Fungi, Ascomycota, Pichiomycetes, Serinales, Debaryomycetaceae.
AUGGCGAGAAAAGUUAAGGCCGUCCUGGCCGAUGACGACUCCCGAGUCAACUCGCCUGGUCGGACGAUCACCGAGAUUUCUGACGUCACGGAGGACGAGGCCAUCCCUGUGCUUGCCUCUUCCAGAGCGAGAUCCGCGACCCCUCAGGCGGGUGCAGCUAGAAAACUCAGAGGCUCCAGAGCCUACGGUGGUUUGAAGAAGAACAAAGUCAUCGAAGACUCUGACGAAAACGACUCCCCCACUGCCUCCACCCCUAUGGACAAGUUCAUCAAUUUUCCCGAGAGAAAGGGUGGCAAAGUUAAGAAACUAGAUGAGCACUCGGAUAGUGAUUCUGAUUUCACUCCCAUUGAGGGAAACGCCACCAAUAUUGAAGAAAAGGUCACUACUUCGACCCCAAAGAAACCGAAAACUGGUCUGUUUCCUAGUGAACCUAAGGCUAAGGCAUUCCUCAAAUUGGUAACUCUGCCCGAUACGCUGGAAGAGUCGAAGAGAGAAGCGUGUCUGCAAUUAACCGCUUUGAUGUUUGAAAAGAAUCCCACUCAAGCUUUUGCGACGCCCGUCGCUGGAGCCCUUGUCGAUAUGAUCAACAACAACCCGUCGGUGGGGCUUGCCGAUGACUUGUUGGAUGUCACGUCUGCCCUCGCACAAAGAAGAUCUAUUGCCAACGCCCCGGAGGACUCUCGUCAGAAGCUUAUCGCAUGGGUGAUGUGUCAACCGGACCCUCUCAGCCACAAAUCGGCGAGCGUGGUUUCUUUACUUUGGGACGUGGUCCCCGACGACGUCAAGGCUACGUUGAUGAACCCCGAGGUGGAGGUAUCGCCGUUUGUUGCCUACUCGAUUGUUCCUCGUCUUUUGGAUCACUGGGUCGAAUUCUCGUCGCCUAUUGGCAUUUCACGGAUCGUUAAGGUAUUAACAGUUGCUCUGAUGGAGACGCGGUGGAACUCUGUUGAAUUAUUGGAACGGUAUGGCCACAAAGUGCCUCAACUGCUGUGGUCUGCAAUUAAGGAUAGCUUGACUGCCGUCACUGCUCCUACCGAGCCUGCAGUUCCUUCCACUACGCCUAAAAUAGUUCCAACUGGAGUCGCGGCCGCCCCCCGAUCUGGUGAAUCCGUCGGUACCAUUAGAGUGCAGCCUCCUGUACUCGAUGAGUCGGCUCCAAGAGUUACCUCGCUGACCCCUGUGGCAACUCCGCUGGGUCCUACUGCGACAACGCGGAAUCCCUUCACUAAUAUGCUGGCUGAUCGUGCGAGCUCACCAAUUCCACCUUCACCACUGCCUGAAGAGAUUACCUCAAAAUCAGAUCGUGAGCAUAUUCAAGAUUCGCAACAUACUUCUGAGGACAAUGCCAAGCUGACGAAGAGAUCAGCUUCAGUACAAGAUAGUGAAUACCAAAUCAAGCGUGCCCGUGAAGAGCCCCCAAGAGCAUUCCGGGGGUUCUGUGAUACAAUUACGUCUUCGAAAUUUUACUUUAUCAUGGCUGACCACAGAAAACUUGAAGAGUUGUUUGGACAGUUGUAUGGAGGUGACAAUGAUAAUGAUGCGAUAAGCGAUUUGCACUGA